Messenger RNA from Macrosteles quadrilineatus (aster leafhopper), 5290 nucleotides. RefSeq names its product cAMP-dependent protein kinase type II regulatory subunit (gene Pka-R2). Gene Ontology annotation, cellular component: cAMP-dependent protein kinase complex. Bases 361 to 1332 code for a protein of 323 amino acids. Gene Ontology annotation, biological process: regulation of protein phosphorylation. The record is from RefSeq and is a predicted model, not a curated record. Gene Ontology annotation, molecular function: cAMP-dependent protein kinase regulator activity. Lineage: Eukaryota; Metazoa; Arthropoda; Insecta; Hemiptera; Cicadellidae. The transcript has 8 exons.
ACAGAAACGUUUUCAUUGCCUUUUGUCUUAGAUGUAAUGUGUUCUCCCAAUGUCAUGGUUAUUGUUAGGCAUUCGCUCAUUCAUGAGCCGUUGAAUGCUAUUUGCACUUCUUCAUCAUAGUUUUGUAAAAAAACACAUCAAAUUAGGAUGGUAGUUAUGGUCUGUUUUUGUUUGGCAUACUAAGAUCUGAGUUGUUUAUUUAAAUACCUUUGGUUAUGAGUCAGUUUUAUGUACAUCUGGAUAAAUAAAGGUCUAUUUGAUCACAUGGUUGAGAUUUGAAUUUGUUUUUUGUAUUUGUUUAUUGGAAGAUUUAUUUUAUUUUUGAAAGUUUUAUAAUUAUUUAUUUUGAAAUUAAUUGUAAUGUCUGAUUGUGAUGAAACUGAUUGUGCUCAUUAUGAAGAACCGCCGGCACCCAGGUUCAACACCAGGAGGAAGUCUGUGUUUGCUGAGGCUUACGAUCCUGAAGCUGAUGACGACGAUACAAAUAAGGUGAUUUUCCCAAAAUCUGACGAACAACGGCAAGGGCUAGCAGAAAGCGUAAAGAAAAUUCUACUCUUUAGAUCGUUAGACAAGGAACAAAUGCAUGAAGUUUUGGAUGCGAUGUUCGAGAAGAAGGUGAAAAACGGAGAUUAUAUCAUCAAACAGGGCGAUGAUGGAGAUAAUUUUUAUGUCAUUCAAUCGGGUACGUAUAACGCUUUUGUAAAGAUUGAUGACGGCAGUCAGAAGUUGAUUCACACGUAUCACGACAAGGGCAGUUUCGGAGAACUCGCUUUGUUGUACAACCAGCCGAGAGCUGCUACCAUCCAGGCCGCAUCGGAGGGAUCACUGUGGGCUCUGGAUCGUCAGACCUUCCGCCGGAUCAUACUGAAGAGCGCGUUUAAGAAGAGGAAAAUGUAUGAAACACUGAUCGAUUGCGUUCCGAUGCUCAAAACGCUGCAGUCGUACGAGAGGUUAAAUCUAGCCGAUGCUUUGAUCCCAAAGAACUACGAAGAUGGAGAUCUUAUUAUCAAGCAGGGUGACGCUGCAGAUGGAAUGUACUUCGUGGAGGCUGGAACAGUGAAGAUCACAAUCUUCAAUGAAGAAGGCAAAGAAGUUCAGGUGAAGGAGAUUGGCAAGGGUGGAUAUUUUGGAGAGUUGGCACUUGUAACUCACAAGCCACGAGCUGCGUCAGCCUACGCUGUCGGGACUACUAAACUAGCUUUUCUGGAUGUGGAGGCGUUUGAGCGACUUCUCGGGCCGUGCAUGGAGAUAAUGAAACGCAACAUAGACGACUACGAGAGCCAACUGGAGAAGAUCUUUGGAUCGAAGCACAACAUCACUGACGUGCGAUGAAACUUCGGCCCCACCUCGUAGAAAACCUCACCACCACAAACUUUCACCAAAUUAGUGUCAUCGUAUCAAACCAGUCUAGUUACGUUGAACUGUCGAGAUUUAGUUUAUGCUACAGGCUGCCUAUCGUAACAUGUAUGUUAUUUUGCUGAAACUUUAGUCGUAAAAACGAAAUGACGGGAAUAUUUUUAUUGUUGACCACAAAAUUUUUUGUCUUGGUUGAACCUUGUGUAUUAUGUUUAUAAAGUUUGGUUAUAUAGAGUAUUUUAUUGUUAUUGUUAUCUUUUAAUAAAUUUAUUUUUUCGUUACUAGUUUCAGUACUUAUGACAAAAGAGUUUGAUGUCAUCUUGGAAUGUCUAAAGUUGAAAGUAUUAGACAAAGCUCAUACUAGAACUUGGAAUAACAGGGAAUAUUUCAGUCUCUUUCUAUAGAGGAAACUGUGAUUUCAUGUUACACGAGUCAGAAUCGCUUGCUUGCGCUUGACUUGUAGUAAUUUAUUUAGGUACAAAUUCACAGUAUUUCUCCAAUUACAGACGAUUUGUCGUGUGAAACAGUAUUGUUAUUGUAUGUGUGCAAUCCCCGUAAAAGACUUAUCCCUGUGUGGCGUCAUGGGUGAGAUUUUGAUCGGUUUAUCGGCGUAUUCUAUCUAGCAAUACAUAUGCAUUUUUAAUGAAAAGAACAUUUGUAUUGUGUUCAAUAUUGUUUCCCCGGGUGUUUUGACCUGAGAGUUUUCUAUUGUUUAUAACUCAUGUUUGUAUUGAUGUGGAUUGCUGUCGCCCUCAUACCAUGUAUCUUUGUGAGCAAGUUAACUGUCUAACCCACAACAUGGUCUGUGUGAUUUCUAUAGCGUUGGAUAUUUGUUUUCUUCAUUAUGUCGUAAAGUUAUCAAUUUCAAUUGUUUUCUAUGGAUCUAAUAAAGUUCUGUACUGAUUAGAAAGUGUUGCGUGAAAUAUCGGUUUGAUUAAAAUUUGCUAGUUUUACAAUAACUUGUAUUAUAAUUGAAAGUAUUAUGCACAAAUAUCUUAGUGUACAUGAGGUAAUAUGUAAUCGGUUUGCUAGAAACUAGGGAAGAAAUAGAAAGUUUGCGAACUUUAAAUCUAGUCAUCACAAAUCAUUGUUGUUAAUUUUAUAUUUUAUUGAUUUGUUACAAAGUUGAAAUAGUCUAUUGCAGAGGAACUUAGGGCUUCACAAGUGCAAUUGAUAAUAUUCUGUUGCCGCUUUGUAAUUUCAUGUUUAAAUUAUUUUUCUCGUUUUAUCCAACCAAUUUUUUACAUUAAGAUGAAUUACUGACAGUUUUAAUUUUUAUUGCAACUUAUUUUAAUAUUUACAAUGAAACAUAUAAAAUAAACUUGACAAUCAUUUUCAAACAGUUAACAGCCCAACACAGAACUGCCCAAAGUAUGUUACGUGACCGAACAAGGAAGACUUAUUGUGCAAUUCACAUUUGAUUACCUUAUGGAUUUGAUACUAUACGUCUUAUACUGUCAAUGCACAGAGUUCUGUAUUUUCACAUGUUUGUUUUUUAACAUAUUAGAAUAUGUUUAUUGUUUUCAGCUGUUUGCAGUUUUGUCGUAAGUUGUUUACGUGUGGUGUAGUAGAUGAACAGUAUUACAUUUCGAGACUCGGCAGACGUCUAGAUGUGCACAGAUCUUGCACAAAGCACUAAGAUUGUUUGAGUAAGAUAAUCGUUAGGAGGAUCUUAAUAAUUAAUUUUAGAUUUUCCUUUAAAUUGUAAAUAAUUUUUGUUAGGUUGUAUUGAGAAUGAAGAGUGCAUUGGAAUUGUUUGUAAAAUUUUACAUUUAAGUUUACUCUAUGUAGUCAAUAUUUUAAAAUAAAUUUUGGCUUAAAGUAUAUUAAGAUUUUAAAAAAAUAAAAAUUUCAAUGGUGUGUUUUUUAUAAAUUAUUAGUUUUAUCAUAUCAGUUAUCAACCCUAAUUUCAAAUUAUACAUACAUUUAGGCAAAGAUUUUUUUAUUAUGUCUUCCUUAAUUUUUUUGAUUUCAUACUCGUAAUCGAUCGGAAUAAAGCGUGAUAUUUCCACUCGUCUUAACAUCACUAGCCAUUGCUGCGGACAAAUGGGUAAUUUUAUAAUGGACAUAAUUCAGUGGGUCCAAACAUUAGUUUGUGUGAAAGUGAGUAUGUCUUAUGUCGUGCCAUUUGUGUAAUCAAAAUACAUGUUAGGAUAGUUCGUGUCUAUUGUACGGUACUUCCUCAUUCUAAAAAUAUUGUGUUCAACCCUAAAUUGUUCUCUUCUAAGCCAGACAUACUGAAUACAUUUUGUUUUUGAUCCAGAUCUGAAAUUUUACAGUUUUUCACUAUUUGCGUCAGAAACAUGUAUGGGGAAAUAUGUUCCUUCUCGUAUGAAAUCUUGAAACCGAAGACAAGGUACUUUACUAUCUAGUGAUUAAAAAAAAAAUUAUGAACAUUCCAUUUGACUCUUGAGGUCGUGUUAUAAAAUUGUAAGUUAAAAUAAUAACCUAAAAUAGUAUUUAAAACGAGCUUGUAUAUUGUAUUUUCAAUGUUUUGUAUAUAGUAAGAGUGUUAAGCAACAGAACAAUUUAAAAACACUUUACGUUAAAGUAAUUUAAAAAAAUCCAAACAAUAAUUUGUCGAAAUUCUACAAAAUAGCUUUAUAUGGUGCUUACUCUUUGAAACUGAUAGUUUUAGUACUUCAUGAAAUCAUUCUUAGUGUUUCUUUCAACUCAUACUGGAAGUUCUUUGUUUCUUUUCCUCAAUCAGAGCUACCUUUAAGUGAGUUUUACCCUAAUUGUAUUAUACGCAAUCAUUGUUAUUGAUUAGUGUUAAGAUUCAUGUUUUCUCAGGAUUGUUAAACACAACGAUCUAAUUUGAGAGCUUACAACAGGUUCUAGUUUAACUUUUAGGUAGUUUUGUUUUGUCGGGCGUAGAAUUGGUUGUGGUUUUCAUGUGUUUUAUCUAAUUCCAUAACACAGUUUCGUUAAAGUGCCAUGAGUUCAGAUCUGUUGAGAUUUGCAUAUUUGCUUAUUUAUUGUCACAUUAGUGUUAAGUAUAGAUAUAUUAGUUGUUAGCUCUUCAAAGCCUUUACUUACAGUACCUGUUUUAAUUGGGUGGCCCACGCGCAAAUCAAUAUUUAAAAAAAAUAUGUAUUUUUAUUUUUAAAUUAAAACAAUAACUAUUCCUCGUCUUCCCUAAAAAUUAUUGUUUAGUAAUGCAGGUUUAACGUUGACUAUUGGAUAUUGAAGUAGACAUCCCAUCUAUAUGGACCGACCAGCUGUAAUUGUUUUUUUAAGGACAUAGUUAAACGAGUCACUUACAAAAUGAAAUUCAGUCUGAAAUAUUAUUUUUUACUGUGAUAGUUGAUGUGGAAAAUGUGUAAUAGUUUACAACGAGCAGUCCUUUCAUCUAGUCUUGGUUGAAACUGUUCAAAGGUAGAUGCAUUAGUCAGAAAUCAUUAAUUUACAUCAGUACAUUCUGCCUGUGACUCAAUUCAUCUAUGUUCAAUUUAGUUGCAAAACUGGAUGCAACUAUGGAAUGGAAUGUCUAGUUCUAUCCUUGUCAAAGAUUUUAAAAUUUACAAAACAGGAGAUUGCAACUGUUGAAUAGAGAAAACCCGAAAUGUAAAUACAAAACUCAGGGCUGGAAAGGUCAACCUGCUUUCGGAAGUCCUUUGAUGUUUGACAUGUUGUUAUGCUUGAGCUGCCGAAGCAGGGAAGCAUAUCAGAUACUUGUAGAUAAGACAUUUUUCACCAAAUCAGCUGUUUAACAGAGAACUAUCAAUAAGCUGUUAAAAUCUUAACCGCUUAUUGAUAGUGAGAUGGUGACAUCACUUGGUGAAAAGUGCUUUCCGAGGUGUCGUUAGUUCACUUGGUAGCGGCACGAGUCACAUCACGUAGCGUAAAUUCAGUUGUAGUUCAUGUAAAUUAUCUCACACCAUCUCCUGUACAGAAUUAUGCAUAACUAAAGAGUAAUAAAUUGCUUUAAACA